Messenger RNA from Plectropomus leopardus (leopard coralgrouper), 602 nucleotides. The record is from RefSeq and is a predicted model, not a curated record. NCBI's taxonomy places the organism in Eukaryota, Metazoa, Chordata, Actinopteri, Perciformes, Serranidae.
AGCUCUGGGCAGCAGAUUCCUGUGGUGGUUGAAAGCUGCAUCCGUUUCAUAAACCUUCACGGACUCCACCAUGAAGGAAUAUUCAGAGUUCCUGGGUCACAGCGGGAGGUUAACCAAAUCAGAGAUGCAUUUGAGAGAGGAGAGGAUCCUCUGUCGGACAGUGAGUGUGACCUGGACUCUGUGGCCGGUGUGUUGAAGCUUUACUUCAGGGACCUUGAGCCUCCUCUCUUCCCUUAUGACAACUACUCUCAGCUGCUGGAGUGUGUCCAAAUCGAGGCGGUGACAGAGAAAGCCGCCCAGAUUAAAGCGAUCGUCUCCACCUUCCCACGGCCUCUCCUCAUCGUGUUGCGCUACCUUUUCGCUUUCCUCAAUCAUGUGUCUCAAUACAGUGAUGAGAACAUGAUGCAGCCCUACAACCUGGCCGUGUGCUUCGGUCCAAGCCUGCUGAGGGGGUUGGAUUCUGAUGACGCUGUUGCUCGGCAGCCGCAAGUCAAUGAUCUUGUCAAAACCAUGAUCCUCCAACAUGACAUCAUCUACCCCAGCCAAUCAGAACUGCCGGGCCCCGUCUACGAGAAGCAUAUGACUCUGGAGCAGGAGUACUG